AUCCGUGUUUGGUAAACGCUUUGACAGGAAGAUGGCCGAGUUGGCUCAACUUAUGGAUCAAGAGAUCCCUGAUGGGCGACAACACCUUCAAGAUAGUUACAAAAACUUAGAAAAAGUAGCCCAGUAUUGCCGCGAGAAUUAUGUACAGGCCACGGACAAACGUGCUGCCCUGGAGGAAACCAAGAACUACACCACCCACUCCCUGGCCAGCGUGGCUUACCAGAUCAACAGCCUGGCCACCAACUUCCUAAAGCUGCUGGACCUUCAGCAGAAUCAGCUGGCAGAAAUGGAGUCAGGGGUCAACUACCUGGCACAGACUGUGAAUAUUCACAAAGAGAAGGUGGCACGAAGGGAGAUAGGGGUCCUAACUACCAACAGAAGCUCCACCCGACCAGCCGGUGUCAAGAACGGCAUCAUCUUCCCAGAACAAGCGGAGAAACCCACAAAAUACCAACGAAAACCAAUUGACUACUCUAGUCUUGAUGAAUUGGGUCACGGGGUCAGGGUACAGGAGCAAGGUAUCAUAAAGGGAUCUUCUAAACCUGCUCGCAGUCCUUCGGUCAGUAGUGGGUCAUCUGGACAAGCCCCUACCUCUCAUCCGCCCACCCCACCAAUGAACCGGGGUGGAGGGACCCUAGGACGAAGUGCUGGCAGUCACUACAGGACCCCUGCCCCACCAGUGGCCCCACCCUCUGUCCCAUCACAGUACGCCAGUAGUAACUACACCGUACAGACAACGGGACUACCAGGACAAUCCAGAGCUUCUCAAGUCAGGGGCAGUAACUAUGGUCAGAUGUCAGUCUCCUCAGUGACACCGGCUGCUGCUCCAGCACCGCCCCCUCCGGUAGGAAUGGCUACACCCAUGUCUCACCCCGGGGCUGGAAUACCUCAGGGUAGAUUGUCACAAUUGAAUUCGCAGUCCUCAAUAGACAAUUUACCACCACCCCCAACACCCGAGGCGGUUCCCGGAGGAGAUGUUUCUGGUGAAAUUCUGGAAGCCUCUCCACCUUUGCCUCCACCCCCACAGGACAAUGCACAGUACCCAUCCUAUCAGGAGCCCCCUCUCCCACCGCCAGAGUUUAUAGACGACCAGGAUGACAUGGGCUAUCGCCAGGAGGAGGACCCUUAUGCAGCCACUGGGCCAAACUUUGCCCAACCUGAUUGGAUACCAGAAUACUACAUAGAAAAAGUUAUUGCUAUUUAUGACUACCAAGCUGAGAAAGAGGAUGAGUUGUCAUUCAAUGAGAAUUCGUUGAUUUUUGUCACAAAGAAGAACGACGACGGAUGGUAUGAAGGCGUGAUGAACGGAGUCACAGGAUUGUUUCCUGGCAACUACGUGGAACCAUGCAUGUGAAUGGACAACUCAAAUUGGGCCGCAUAUUUUGAAAAUAAUCUUUUUAAAACUUUAAAAAGUUGCAUAAAAUGUUUUAAAAGUAUUCAUGUUUUGAAUUGUGUAAAUGUAUUAACAUGGCUUUUGUCAUUGGCAUUUAUCUCGAGACGAGUCUCCAUAUGAAAUGUAACCUGAUUAUUAGGUGUACUGAAGUUAAUAUUAUAUGAUUGUGUAUACAUUUAUCUCGAGACAAGCCUCAGUAUGAAAUGUAUUCUGAUUAUCAGGUCUACUGAAGUGAAUUUUAUAUAAUUAUGUAUACAUUUAUCUCGAGACAAGCCUCAGUAUGAAAUGUAAUAAGAUUAUCAGAUGUACUGAAGUUAAUUUUAUGUAAUUAUGUAUACAUUUAUCUCGAGACAAGUCUCAGUAUGAAAUGUAAUAAGAUUAUCAGAUGUACUGAAGUUAAUUUUAUGUAAUUAUGUAUACAUUUUAUUUGCAAAAUUUCAUUAUGUACACAAGCUUUAUUAGUUAUAAAAUUUUAUCCAUUCACUGUGCAAGUUUAAUUCCCAACAUUUUCAGUUCAGCUUAUUUAAAUCUCACUGAACAAUUCAACAUGAACAAUUCCCAUUACGGUACCUUUCAUGCUGUAUCUUAUAUUAGUGUACAUGAUUUUACCAGUGAAGUAAACUUAUAUUUCUACAUGUAAA
Molecule: messenger RNA, 2034 nt
Organism: Ostrea edulis (European flat oyster)
Lineage: Eukaryota; Metazoa; Mollusca; Bivalvia; Ostreida; Ostreidae
Product: abl interactor 2-like
Exons: 9
Coding region: 32-1354 (440 amino acids)
Molecular function (GO): SH3 domain binding
Source: RefSeq, a predicted model, not a curated record